Molecule: messenger RNA, 723 nt
Organism: Echinops telfairi (small Madagascar hedgehog)
Lineage: Eukaryota; Metazoa; Chordata; Mammalia; Afrosoricida; Tenrecidae
Gene: NEUROG1
Product: neurogenin 1
Exons: 1
Coding region: 1-723 (240 amino acids)
Molecular function (GO): protein dimerization activity
Source: RefSeq, a predicted model, not a curated record
AUGCCUGCCCCGCUGGAGACCUGCCUCUCUGACCUCGACUGCUCCAGCAGCAGCAGCAGCAGCAGUGACCUGUCGGGCUUCCUCACAGACGAGGAGGACUGUGCCAGGCUCCAGUCGCCGGCCCCCACCGCGGGGCUGUCGGCGCCGCCCAGCAGAGGCGCAUCUGCGACCCCCGGGGCGCCUGGUGCUCCAGGGCCGCCGGACGACGAGCAGGAGAGGCGGCGGCGCCGGGGACGCGCGCGGGUGCGCUCCGAGGCCCUGUUGCACUCGUUGCGUCGGAGCCGGCGAGUCAAGGCCAACGACCGGGAGCGCAACCGCAUGCACAACCUGAAUGCGGCGCUGGACGCCCUCCGCAGCGUGCUGCCCUCCUUCCCCGACGACACCAAGCUCACCAAGAUCGAAACUCUGCGCUUCGCCUACAACUACAUCUGGGCCCUGGCCGAGACGCUGCGCCUGGCGGACCAGGGGCUGCCGGGGAGCGGUACCCGCGAGCGUCUCCUGCCGCCGCCGCAGUGCGUCCCCUGCCUGCCAGGGCCCCCGAGCCCCGCCAGCGACGCAGAGUCCUGGGCCUCCAGCGCGGCGGCCACCUCGCCCCUCUCCGACCCUAGCAGCCCUGCGGCUUCUGAAGACUUCGCGUAUGGUCCUGGUGACCCCCUUUUCGCCUUCCCUGGCCUGUCCAAAGACGUGCUCCAUCCGACGCCCUGUUUGGUCCCCUACCACUAG